This is a messenger RNA of Fonticula alba, 594 nucleotides long. RefSeq lists its product as hypothetical. Bases 1 to 594 code for a protein of 197 amino acids. The transcript has a single exon. The record is from RefSeq and is a predicted model, not a curated record. NCBI's taxonomy places the organism in Eukaryota, Rotosphaerida, Fonticulaceae.
AUGUCGUCAUCUCCGACAACGCCGACGCCCGGGCCCGCGAGCCGGGCACAUCCGGCCGGCCGAUGGCCAGUGCUCACUCCUCGGCACUCGAGCGAUCAGCUUGAGACCACGCCCUUUGAGGGCCCCUUUGCCGAGCGCUCUUCCUGCCUGAAGUCCGCGUCUCUGGCCACUCCUCUGUUCUUUGCUCCUGGGCCACGGGGGUGGGGCGGAGUGGCGCGGCCUUGCCAGCGGCCAGCAGCAUCCAAGGCCAAGGCCGACCGAUGCCGGGUUGGCAACACCAGCAUGGACCAGUUGCGGGCCCGGACUGGCGCUGUGCUGGAGUACCUCCGCCGGCUGAAUCUGUCACCCUCCUCCGGGAGGCAACAGUGUCAACAGCAGCAGCAGCAGCAGCAGCAGCAGCAGCAGCAGCAGCAACAACAUCAGAAGCAGCAACAGCAGCAGCCGUGCACGGUUCUGCAACUUGCUGGUCGCACUCGCCCGGUGUCGGCCGCGAUGCCGAGUUACUGGCAGCCAGGUCACAUCCCUAUGAUGAAUCCCCGGCGGGUUGUGGGUGGCAACAGUGGGCGAGGCUGCCCCCAGGGCGGGCGGCAUUGA